This is a messenger RNA of Cetraspora pellucida, 1107 nucleotides long. Lineage: Eukaryota; Fungi; Glomeromycota; Glomeromycetes; Diversisporales; Gigasporaceae. The record is from the annotation of a GenBank genome assembly.
AUGGCUACGAAAACAGUUACCCCAAAGACCCAAAAACCUAAAGUUAAUAACUUUGUAUUGGUCUUAGAACAGUUUCUAGAAAAGUAUAAUUUAAUGGCAUACUUUACUUCAAAACAAUUAAGCAAACAUGCUCCCAAACUUGAUGCUCUAUUUCUCAAUUGGAUGACCUGCAGAUGUGUUAAAGUCACUUUUGCCAGAGGUACUGGUAACAGAUGCUUAUUUAGUGGAGAGCAGGUAGAGGCUCUCUUACCGGAUAAGAGAAAGAGAAAACUCACUAUAAAGGAAAGGACAAAAUAUUGCGCUAAAAUUGGUGAUAUUAUGGAUAUUUUCACCCAUCAUUUAGAUUUAGGCCCAAAGAAUGAUUAUGAAAAUGAAAUAGUCACCAGUGGUUCACAGCAAUCACAAUUUUGUGUGAAGUUAGCAGAAGCUGGGAUAAGUCCUAAAAUUAUUAAUACCUAUGCCAAAGAUCCAAAACUUAUUCAAGAUAAAAGGAUUCAGAACAUAGAUGUUUUCAAAAUUCCUACUAGAGAGGAUCUCGUAGACAUAAUUGUAAUGUUGAGUAUGAGACCUGCAGAAGUAAGAUCUCUUCAAAUUAAUCACUAUGAACCAGAUCAUUCAAACAUUAUAGCAUGGUACAAAGAUGGCUAUUCUUGGUAUUGUACAGGUUAUUUAAAAAGUAGAGGAGAGAAGAAAAAAAAUCCUAAGCUCCGACCAUUUCUUUCUAUGAAGAAGAACCCAGAAUGUGCCAGAAAAUUGCUUACUUGGAUUCAAGAUACAAUUAAGGUUAAAAAGUUAUCUGACUCUGUCUUUACUGGAAAAGGAACAUAUUAUAGAAGUAAACACGCUUCCAGAAUCCAUGGUGGUAAGAAACCAACACCCCAAUAUCUUAAACUGUUUUCGAGAAUCGCAAUGAGACAAGAAUCAGACCACCUUGAUGCAAGUGAUAAUUACGCUAUAGGCGAUACAGAAUCAGAAAAGUCUGACUUCGAACCAAAGACAAGCAACAGUUCAAAACCUCAAAUACAGGCUUCUUUAUCAUCUCAAACAAUAGAAAUGAAUUCAAUUUUAGCUGAAAUUGAUGCAAUGUUAGCUGAAAUUCAGAAAUAA